Molecule: messenger RNA, 1380 nt
Organism: Perognathus longimembris pacificus (Pacific pocket mouse)
Lineage: Eukaryota; Metazoa; Chordata; Mammalia; Rodentia; Heteromyidae
Product: protein Red-like
Exons: 2
Coding region: 1-1380 (459 amino acids)
Biological process (GO): mRNA splicing, via spliceosome
Cellular component (GO): nucleus
Source: RefSeq, a predicted model, not a curated record
AUGGCGAAGCAAGAUUUUAAGCUGUAUACUGACUCCUGGGCCUUACGUAGCCAACAUGGAGAUGGCCCCUUUUCAUUUCUCAAGUCAAAACUCACUAGUGAGGACUUGAGGAGACUUCGGGGGAUUUCCCCCAGUAAGUCUCGCUAUCUUGAAAUUCCGGAGGAAAAGGAAGAGGAGAAAGAAUUAGCUCCCAUAAAGUGGAAGAGCAAGAGUUCUAGCAGGUUCUACUAUCAGGGAUUGGAGAGAGCGAAGGAGCCAGGGGAAAGGUUUGGAGAUUAUAUCAAGGAAUGGAGGAAUCGUAACACCAGGAAUUAUGAAGAGAGCCAACGGAUCGGUGCCGCCUCCAUCCACCGACAAUCUGAGGAGCCAGACCUGAAAACACCACUGGGACGAAAUAUCUAUGAAACAGUAUUCCAGAAGAACACACCUGACACUGAACCGAAUGACUUGUUCCUGCCAGGCCGCAUGACCUAUCUCGUAGACCUGAAUGACGAGGCCGAAUCGGAUGUCCCACUCACCGUGAUCCGAGACAAGGCCGAUUGUCCCAUCUUGGAGCCUCACACUUUAGUGAACACAAGUGAUGCCAUCAUCAGCAGGCUUUCCCAGGUGUUUUCACGUGUGAGGCAGGAUAUCUAUGGUAAGAAAUACAGGAAGAAGGAGCUGGGCGAGAAGAGGCCUUUCGAAGCCAGCUACACUUUUUACAACAUUGGAGAACGUGCGCCCUGGCUUCCCAAGACAACGUGGGAGAAGAUCAUGGCGAGGUCCAGGGAAUACCCUGGGGAGAAAAGCAAGGAAUCAAACCGAGAAUGGCUUCGAGAGCAAGCCUUCAAGGCAGGGAGGAGAAGGAGGUAUCGAGCUCUCGAGAAAUCCAGAGUAGCUCUUCGCAAAGAACUGGAAUCAACCAUGAAAUUAAUGAAAACUUUGAGUAUCCAGUCUUCUCGCCUGGAAGGCACUGAAUCCCUAAAGAAGCUGGACCUCAAGAAGCACCUAGGAAGUUUCUAUCCAACCAAUUCGUAUAUGGAAUGCUACCCUGCCAAGCUGAGUGCCUUGGAGAAGAUACACAAGGAAAAGAAGGAAUUGCACGAGAAUGAGAAGGGUUACAGGAAAGACCACUUACACCGUGGGGACUUUGAGACCCAGGAAGAAUACAGGGAGUACCUUCGCAACAGAAUUUCCUCCAAGAAUGUUAUUGCGAUGAUUGAAGAGUGGAAAACCUGGAGGUUCCGGGAAGAUUAUGACAAAGCCAAGAACCAUCGUCAGAAGAAGAAGAAAGAAGGUAGAAAGCCUGAAGUCAAAAAACUAAAAUACCCAUCACCAGUUGUACCUGAUGAAAAUCCUCAAAGCUUACCCGCUGAAAUUCCCAACAAAGAUACAAGAUAA